AUGGCUGCUAGCUAUUGGUGUCGACCAAUUGUUCGGGACUCAGAUGUGGCUGAAGGUAUGACACUUUUGCUAGGAAUGGAAUUUGCCAAAGAUAUGCUAUUUAAAGAUAUGAAGAUUAAUUCAGAUUCUGCUAAUGUGAUUGCAGCUUUCAACAGUGACAACAUGCAACAUAAUUACUUGGGAACCAUUGCUUUGGAGUGCUCUAAUCUAAUUUCUAGAUUUAAUAAUAUUGUUAUUGCACAUGUUAGGAGAGAAGCUAAUCAAGCGGCUCACUAUCUAGCAAAGUUUGCUAUUUCUAAUUUGUCUAAUUUCAUAUGGAUCGAGGAAACUCCUCCUUAUAUUGAAGCUGUUGUGGCAUUUGAUUUAUUGCAUUUCCUGUAA
Messenger RNA from Trifolium pratense (red clover), 381 nucleotides. RefSeq lists its product as uncharacterized. Lineage: Eukaryota; Viridiplantae; Streptophyta; Magnoliopsida; Fabales; Fabaceae. The record is from RefSeq and is a predicted model, not a curated record. The transcript has a single exon. Bases 1 to 381 code for a protein of 126 amino acids. Gene Ontology annotation, molecular function: nucleic acid binding; RNA-DNA hybrid ribonuclease activity.